AUGUAAAUUUUCGUUAAGACUUUAACUGGAAAAACAAUCACUUUAGAUAUUGAGGCCUCAGACACUAUUGAAAACGUUAAGGCUAAGAUUCAAGAUAAGGAAGGAAUUCCACCCGAUUAAUAAAGACUUAUCUUCGCUGGCAAGUAAUUAGAGGAUGGUAGAACUCUUUCUGACUAUAAUAUCUAAAAAGAAUCAACUCUACAUUUAGUAUUGAGAUUAAGAGGUGGUAUGCAAAUUUUUGUUAAGACUUUGACAGGUAAGACUGUUACUUUAGAUGUUGAAGCUUCUGAUACUAUUGAAAACGUUAAGGCUAAGAUUCAAGAUAAGGAGGGUAUUCCACCUGAUCAAUAAAGACUUAUUUUUGCUGGUAAGCAAUUAGAAGAUGGUAGAACUUUAUCUGACUACAAUAUCUAAAAAGAAUCAACUCUUCACUUAGUAUUGAGAUUAAGAGGUGGUAUGCAAAUUUUUGUUAAGACUUUAACAGGUAAGACUAUCACUUUAGAUAUAGAAGCUUCUGAUACUAUUGAAAAUGUUAAGGCUAAGAUCUAAGACAAGGAAGGAAUUCCACCUGAUUAAUAAAGACUUAUCUUUGCUGGUAAAUAACUUGAAGAUGGAAGAACUUUAUCUGACUAUAACAUCUAAAAGGAAUCAACUCUUCACUUAGUUUUAAGAUUAAGAGGUGGUUGA
Molecule: messenger RNA, 687 nt
Organism: Tetrahymena thermophila SB210
Lineage: Eukaryota; Ciliophora; Oligohymenophorea; Hymenostomatida; Tetrahymenidae
Product: polyubiquitin
Exons: 1
Biological process (GO): protein ubiquitination; modification-dependent protein catabolic process
Cellular component (GO): nucleus; cytoplasm
Molecular function (GO): ubiquitin protein ligase binding; protein tag activity
Source: RefSeq, a predicted model, not a curated record